CGGUGACAUCAUCUGCCUGCGCCGCGCCCACCUAAUGACAUUCUCAAUGACAGUUUGCACAUAUUCUUAAGUUUCUUUGAUAUCCACAUAGUCAGUAAAUAUAUUAGGUGCUAUGCAGAGAGCCGCACACUUUGCGCUGUACGACUGGACGCACAUUCUCAGCUCGUCUACAGCUCGGCAGUGUCUGAAAUGCAGAGCAGCGCCCCUGCAGCUGAGCUCCCGGGGUUACAGCGUGCUCCCACCUCCACGGGACAGUGAGGAGAAGGCCAUGCUGGACAGGAUCCUGCGUGUGGACCAUGCAGGGGAGUACGGAGCCAACCGCAUAUACGCCGGCCAGAUGGCAGUGUUGGGUAGAUCUCAGAUAGGACCUCUCAUCCAGGAUAUGUGGGAUCAAGAAAAGAAACAUCUUGGGAAAUUCAAUGAAAUCCUGGCAGAGAACAGAGUUCGACCCACAGCGCUGUUACCCCUUUGGAACAUUGCAGGGUAUUUAUUAGGGGCAUCCACAGCCCUGCUGGGGAAGGAAGGAGCCAUGGCAUGUACUGUGGCGGUAGAGGAGAGCAUCUCAGAGCACUACAACAGCCAGAUAAGAGCUCUGAUGGAGAAAGAUCCAGACAGAUACAUUGAACUCUUAAAAGUAAUAAAGGAGUUCCGAGACGACGAGAUGGAGCAUCAUGACACAGGACUGGAACAUGAUGCUGAAACUGUACCUGGAUACUGGCUGUUAAAAAACGUGAUACAGCUAGGCUGCAAAGCUGCAAUAUAUGCUUCAGAACGUGUCUAAAUAUGUAAUUAUUCCAGUUUCUUUUGACAGAUAUUUUUUUAAUAUCUUGUGACUGUUUGUAUAAAUGAAUGAACUUGCUCUCAUGGUUUCAGUUCAAAUACUGCUCCAUUGGGUUACGGUUAGCAUUUUGAGACACAGCAUUUUGGUUAAUUGAUGACAAUGCUUUAUUGUACUUUUUUUUAGUAUAAAAACAUUGUUGUCUAGGUGAUCCAGACUUUUGUUACAUUGUACAGUGCUUAAUAAUUGGACUCUGUGAAAGUAAGUGGAGUGACUGUUCCUACAUUAAACUGCAGACUGCUAAAUGGAAA
Myripristis murdjan (pinecone soldierfish) is the source of this 1089-nucleotide messenger RNA. It is a transcript of the gene coq7, whose product is annotated as coenzyme Q7 homolog, ubiquinone (yeast). NCBI's taxonomy places the organism in Eukaryota, Metazoa, Chordata, Actinopteri, Holocentriformes, Holocentridae. Gene Ontology annotation, biological process: regulation of reactive oxygen species metabolic process; ubiquinone biosynthetic process; regulation of gene expression. Gene Ontology annotation, molecular function: 3-demethoxyubiquinol 3-hydroxylase activity. The record is from RefSeq and is a predicted model, not a curated record. The transcript has 6 exons. Gene Ontology annotation, cellular component: mitochondrial inner membrane; nucleus. The coding region runs from base 113 to 781 and encodes 222 amino acids.